UCAACGCUUGCUUGCAUUCGCGUACGGUUCGACGGAAAGCUAUCAUCACCGUCGAGAUAGCCAGACGGGUUCGCACAUCGCACACACUCAGUAGGCGGCGGCGUGUUAUCACUACUCUGAACGAACUCCCCGGUUUGCGUGCAUGCGCCGCCAUGGCCUGCUCGGUUCGCGAUGUGGCGCAAAAGAUUGCCGUUUGGGUGCUGUGCCUGUUCUACUCGGCCCAGAUCGUGCUCAUGAUCGUGGUGAUGUUCUUCAAGAAGCCCCACUCCAAGUUCUGGGUCGUGAAGAAACGUCCGUACGCACCGCAAUGCCUCGUGAAGCACGAGUACGGCGUGAGCAAGUACGCCACGGUGAACGGCGUGAAGUUGCACUACGUUGAGAAUGGUGACCCAAGCAAGCCGUUGAUGCUGUUCAUCCAUGGCUACCCCGAGUUCUGGUUCUCCUGGCGGCACCAGCUCAAGGAGUUCUCCAAAGACUAUUGGGUAGUCGCUGUGGACAUGCGCGGGUACGGCGAUUCGGACAAACCGAAACAGCUGGAUGCCUACGAGAUCACCCAGUUGAUACGAGAUGUUCGCGAACUUGUGACGACUUUAGGUCGCAAAAAGUUCACCCUGGUGGCGCACGACUGGGGCGCGGUCAUCGGCUGGGAGUUUUUGGCCACACACAUGGACAUGGUGGACAAGUACAUCCUGAUGGACGCACCCUCCCGACGGGUCGUCCGGAAGCUUCUGCUGACCAACAAAACCCAGUUUAAGAUGUCCUGGUACGUGUUUUUCUAUCAAAUGCCCAAACUACCAGAAUUCUUCAUGCGAAUGAGCGACCUCAAAUUGUUUGAAAUGGUAUUCCGCAAACAUUGUAAUGACGAGGAGCUUGAAGCGUUCAAGUACACGUUUGCCAAAAAGGGCGCCCUCACCUACCCCAUCAACUACUACCGGGCAAACUUUGGCACCCGGGUUCAGUCGAGUCGACCGCCGGCGGACGUUCCGCACGCCCCCGGACUCUACCUGUUGGGCGAGCACGAUGCGUACAUUUCGAAGGAAACCGGUCCGCUGAUGCAGAAGGAGUACAACAAUCUGAGCUUCAAGAUUGUGCCCGGGGUGGACCACUUUCUGCAGCAGCACAACCCGACGCUGGUGAACCGGGUGAUGCGGGAGUUUUUGGAAGGAACUGGUGGCCAAUAAAGAAAUUUAUUGCAGAAAAUGAUGGCCGUAAUGACGGGACGUGUGACCUGUGUGUAGUCACUGCCAAUGUGACGAGGGUGAAAGCAGCUUUGGAAUAUGUGACUGGGAGCACAGUGGGGGAAAUGUUGUUUUGUUGUUUUGAAAAUAAAUUAUUUUAUUUUAUCAA
Molecule: messenger RNA, 1347 nt
Organism: Culex pipiens pallens (northern house mosquito)
Lineage: Eukaryota; Metazoa; Arthropoda; Insecta; Diptera; Culicidae
Product: epoxide hydrolase 1-like
Exons: 6
Coding region: 153-1181 (342 amino acids)
Molecular function (GO): hydrolase activity
Source: RefSeq, a predicted model, not a curated record